Messenger RNA from Trypanosoma conorhini, 3462 nucleotides. Its product is annotated as transferase. Gene Ontology annotation, molecular function: ATP binding; protein kinase activity. The record is from RefSeq and is a predicted model, not a curated record. Bases 1 to 3462 code for a protein of 1153 amino acids. Gene Ontology annotation, biological process: protein phosphorylation. The transcript has a single exon. NCBI's taxonomy places the organism in Eukaryota, Euglenozoa, Kinetoplastea, Trypanosomatida, Trypanosomatidae.
AUGCACACGCCGUGUUCCUCCCUGGCAAGCGUGGCGGACGACGCCGGCUCGCUGCUGCAGGAGGCUGUCCCACGCACGGCGGCCAGGCACCUCUACGGGCGCAGUUCCCUCACACCGACGCCGGUGGACUCGAAAGCAACGACGCGAAGCUACGGCAAGUCGCCGCAGUCGUUGCGCAACGGAGUUUACGAGGCAGAAGGGCUUUGCAAGACGGGGCCACAGUCCCUGCUGCCGACUUUUGCCAGGGCGGAUCGCGCUGACGUCGAUGUCUCAGCAAGGUUGGAGCUUGAGUUCUCCAGUGCCGCGCAGUCUACCGGGUGGAGCGGCAGCACGUGCCGUUCUCUGCCCGACAAGAUGCAUCGUGCGGAGGGGUUCGCGGCGGCGGACAAAAUGUUGCCCUGCAACAGUGGCCACUGCUGCCCCGCUGACGUCGCGGAGUUGACGCAGGUGUUCAAGGAGCCGCUGAAGACGCCGUGCACGCCGCGCACGCCGCCCCCGAUGACGGAGGAGAACCGCCAGGGCCCAGACGGCGCCGAGGACAUCCAAAACCCCACGUCAGCUCCCUCGCCGCACACGCCGCUGGAAAACAUCGUUCGCUUCCAUUCGCCGCACUGGUCGCCGAUUCUUGCAACGCCGCAAAAAUCAGCCCGACCACCCACCAGUCGAUUCUGGACACCGUUGACGCACCGGCGUGUCUUGUCCUCCUUGAGUUUCGGUGCGGAAUCGCGGGAGGCCUGCGGCUUGCUGCCGCACAUAACCCAGGCGGAUCAUCUGCCGCCCAAUAGGAACCCGUGUUCACCUUAUCGGGAAUACGCCGAUGAGAUGCAGCUCUUGCUUCAGCAGCAUCCGGCGAAGGACUGGGAUGGCGGGGUGGUUCCCACAACGAACGGGAUGCUGCGGCGUGUGGACGCAUGUGUCGUGGCGCUUGAGCAAACGGCUCCCGGCGCCAGUGCGGAGUGCACAGAAGGGCGCUGGUCUUCGUGCUGUCUUCCUGCAGGAGAGGCUGGCGAGGCUGUGAGUGCCUCUUCGAGUGUGGCCUCCAGGGAGGAGGAGGAGGAGGAGGAGGAGUCCUUGGACCUUUCUUGCAUUCUACUCGAACCGAAAGACGCGGAGCGCGGCAGUGCCUGGCCGGCAGCCGAGGCGGGCGCCAGCAUUGCGGCACACGCCCCGGAAGACAAUUAUGGACUUCCUGACGACGCAGCUGCCUUGCGGAGCGUGUGGCCUGAGGCGUGCCAGACCUCACCGGAGAAGACCCGUGAAGGGGUGUGGGACGCACCCACACACCACUCCGUGGAGAGCCAGCCCUCGUCUGGGCUUAUGCCCAAGACGCUUUUGGAGACCCGCAAUUUCGAUGAACUCUGCAACCGGGAAUGGGGGCGGUCCUCCUCCUUGCCACUCGCCACGGGAUUAGCGGACAGCACGGCACGGUGUGCCCCAGCUGCUGGUGUGCACGCAGCAUGGAUGACGGCAAAAGAAGAUGGGACCCCUGUGCUGCAUCCAACUUUCUUUUCCUCCUCGUCGGUUCGCGUAGACUCGCAAAACUUCUGCUCCACGGACAGGUCGGGGCAAAUGCUGCACCAUCUGCGCUCCUGCAACGAGUCUCCCAUGAAGCUCUCGAGCAUCGGCGACUGCACCCUUCUCGAGCCCGCGAUGAGUGAGGAGGAUGAAGAGGAUGAAGCAGAACCGGGAGAUCGUUUCCGCAGUCAUCACCGUUAUCAAUUUCUGCAUUGGCUGGCAUGGCGAAAGGCGUAUGACUUUCUUCCCAUCCAUGUGGAGCGCAACGGAGUUUCGUGGCUCGUGACGCAUCGCGUUGAUGGCCUUCCGUACGUCGUCAAGGAAAUCCCAUGCAGCCACAAGGGCGCCCUGCAGUGGGAGCUGGAGUGCCUCACCCUUGGCAACGCCCCAGUGAACGCGCUGCAGCAGCAGGCAGCCGAUCAUAUUGCGCGGUAUUUUACAGUGGCGCCGUACCGCGUUGUAGCCUGCGACUCACAGGAUUGUAUGGCAUUCCUGCUGCAGACAGAGUACUUUCCCAUGGGAAAUGUGAUGGAGUGGGCGCUUGAUCCACACCGGAUUCGAGGCAAAGACUUCCAUGUCCCUCCAGAAGACUUUUGGUCGUGCGUUCUCCAGCACGGCCUUCUGGCAAUGGAAAGCCUUCACGCGGCUCACAUUAUUCACGGAAACCCGCUGCCCUUCAACGUGUUUAUCCACAGUCCAAGGCAUUACAAACUCGGUAGCUUCGGGGCUGCCGUGAAGUUUCCGAGCACGUACCCUGUGGGAUCUGCAAAUGUGUUUUUGCCAGCACACACGGAGGAGGGAGCCGAGCGGACACCCUACGAGGUGGAUGUCUUUCUCUUUGUGCGCGGUGUGCUGCAGCUGCUGCAUCACUGCAUAAACCAGCGAAAGGCGGCCACGCAAACGCACCAGCCGCGCGACGAUGACGGCGAGGAGACGCUCAGCAAGUUGUUCCUUACAGACGCUACAGUCCUCUCCCUCGCCGACUUCCAAGCUGAUCGGGUGCAGGGGUACCAUGCCAUUUCCGACCACCUCUGGAGUGUCUUGCAGGCCGCUCUCCACGGGGAUCCGAUAUCCACGCUGCUGCGCAUGUUGGACGCCCCCUCACGGCCCCAGUGGGCACUCCGAUCGCUGUUUUCCUUGGAGGAAUCCUAUCUGCUGCGGCGUAGGCGUCGGCUGGAGCAGUUACUCGAAAAACGCUUCAGGGAGAGGCCACAAACUGCGCAGCAAUGCGAGUCGCCGCGGCUGCAGCCUGCGAGCAGCCCCGAGGAUCUGGCGACGGAACCGGAGUGGUGUGCUCAGGGGCACGCCGCGCCGCGUAGCCCAGAGGUUCAGGGCGGAUGUCACACGUUCGCGUUCCCGCUGCCGCUGGCUCCGAGGGCCUCUGCCGCGCAGGGUCUUUGCGUGUCUGUGUCUCCCACGCGAGGGAAAACGCAGUCAACACCCCACAGGGUCGAGUGGCAUUCUCGCUGCUGCCAGAGGCUAGCCAGUCAACCAAGCCGGCAGCACGGGGAGGCCCAGUUAAGUUCUCUUGAGACGUCUGCGGAGUCGUUUCUGCUCCUGCGCUCGUGUGCGUCGCGGGGGAUGGGGCUCUUUCAGGAGAACAGCUUCCUUUUCCGCAAUCCGCUGGUGGCAGACGUCGAAACCGCCUCGACCACGAAGUCCGCACACAGUGGACACCCACCGGACGUAAGUGGCCGUAUGGAAGACAAGACCCCCUCUCCCUGUCCAAGCCGCUUGGAUGCAAACCUCUCCUGGACGGUUCGUCAGAUCAUGGCUGUUAUGAAUUGGGAGGACGCGUUGAAAGGGGUGGCUGCACGCGGUACCGGGAGCACCCCCGUCCGCGACUCCUCUCCAUCCACACGCGGUGUUGUGAGACCCCUCACGUCGUGGGAACGACGAGGGCCCGGUUCAUGUGAAGUGUCCAUGCGGGCGCAACACGAAGUGUGA